Molecule: messenger RNA, 7583 nt
Organism: Gryllus bimaculatus (two-spotted cricket)
Lineage: Eukaryota; Metazoa; Arthropoda; Insecta; Orthoptera; Gryllidae
Source: the annotation of a GenBank genome assembly
GUGCUUUGCAUCAUUCAUGUAAAUGUUUUGAAGACCUAUUUUUAUUUCAUAAUUGUUGGAAGUAAAGUAUAACAAAUAGUACACAUUUUUUACAGGCAAAUAUUUCAUAAUUUUCCACAAACACAAUGUAACAGUGGAAAGUGCAUUUCUUAUAAAAAAAGAUUCACCAGCAGAUAUAGUGUUAAAUGUAGAAUAAAAAGAUAAAAUGUAUAAUUAAAUUUAGUUGAACAUAAACAGCUAAUAAAAUGUACUGUUGUUAAGUACCUGUUUUGGAAAAUUGAUUCUGAGCUUAUUUCCCAUCACAUGUAUUAGGGCAAUGAAUAUUAUAAGUUUUUAUAAUAAAGCCUGUCACUAAUAUAUUUAUUUGCAAGGCAGAAAAGUAUUAUUUUUUUAAAUUGAAGACUCUGCUAAUCUAUUUUUUGUCUACAUCUUCUCAUUACUUAGAAUCUACUAAACAAGGGCUUACUUUUUUUAAAUUACCUUUUCUUCAAACUAACAUGCAAAGUAACUAGAAAAGAAGGAAAGAAGGGCUUAUAGGAAGAAACAGCAUUUUCCGAAAAUAAGAAUUAAUUAUUGUAUUCUGCUGUAAAUGAUUCAAGAAAUUGCUGUUUAUCGAUUUCAUAAACUCAUUUAAUGUUGGUUCCCAUUCCUGUUAAUUGUGUUGUGUAGGCUGUUUGCUCCUAUGUGCUCUUCUCCACACAAUGGCCUUAAUUGAUGAAACAGAGGAACACACUCGAACCAGUUGGGUUUCAUUCAUUCCCUUAAAGGAAAAUAUCAUUGAUACAAGACACACAGUAAAAUAGUUAUACAACAAUAUUCUUCUGGAAAUCUAGGCAGAUGUUUGGAAAUCAUUACCUCUACUGGUAUUUGGAGGUCUAAUAACUAUUGGAGGUUUUCUUGCAUUACAACUACCAGAGACGGCGAAUAAAAAAUUACCUGAUACCUUUGAAGAGGGAGAAGCAUUUGAUCAGUAAGUAAUUUAUUUUAAAUUAUCCAAUUAAUUUACAAAUAUUUCUUUGUUAAAUUAGAUACCAAUAUAAAAAUCCUUUACAAAUUAAAAUUAAAAGCUAAAAAAAAAUUCAUUUGUAGCAUUUAAACUGGUUUCAUGAAUUCUUUUCACCUGUAUUUCACUGUAAUAUUUUUAGUAAAUACCCAGUAUUUAAAGAGCACUUAAUUUAAGGUUGUUUUGGUAUCGAAAAGUCCACUUUUGGUGGUAUCAAAUCAACCUUACUCUAAUAAUUACCAUCUUAGUAUUCCUUCCAAUAUCUACAUUAAAUUAUUGAAUUUGAAAUAGCAUGUAUAUUAAGCAAAGCAACAAUUUCAGAUCAAUAUCUGAAGAGGCAUCUGAAGUCCAAAUUGAAGAAAGCAAGAAAUAACAAAACGUAGAAUAUUAGUAAUGAACAUUAAUAAGGAUAUAUAAUUUUUUGAUGAAUUUACAAAACAAACAUUACUUCUUAAUGUAUCUGAAACUUUUGAAAUACUUCUUCAAUAAGCAGAGUUUGGUUAUAAACUAAUUUUCUUAAAACUAAGUUAAUGACAGCAGAAACAUACAAAAACUAAAGUAUCUUUCUAAUAGUAAUAGUAAUAAAAGAAAUAUAUUAAUUAUUGUAAGUAUAGGAAAAUUUUGCAGAACACAAUUAUGUUCAUUUAAUAUUUAUAAAUGAAAUGACACCUUUGAAAAAACAUUUAUAGAGUUAAGAAUCUAACUAAUUUUUAACUGCACUCCAAGUGCACAGGUGUACUCAAGGAAAUAUGUUUCUGUGUUUUACAAUACAUAUAAAUUAUUUUUCAGAAAUUUUAUAUCUUUUAGGGAGUCAAAUAUCUUCUUACUAUCCAAGUUGAAAUUUUUUGUACUGUAUUAUGUAAGCAAUUAUGUGAACAAUUGCUCACUACUAUUACCUUAUAACGUGCAAUAGAACACUUGUCAGAUCUGGUUACAAUGUGAAAAAUACAGUCAUGUAAACACUGCUUGAGAGAGUGAGAAACAGUAGACAUCAGAGAACAAUAGUUCAUUAUGAAAUAAAGAACUUCCUUCAAGAGACAAAGGAUAUUGCAAGGACAAUUCACAAAUUGUUCUCUGUAAACCAGAUGUAGAAAGCAGAUUGUAGUACUACAAGUCGGAGAUGUCACCUGCCAUGCAAGAUCACAAAACAGAUGCCCUGACAUCUUUUAAGAAGUAUUCUCACGAGCUUUAUCUGUGAUGUAAUCAAAUAUACAAUACUAUCAUCAUUCUCAAUCAUUAUUUAUAUUUUAAUGUGAAGAUUGUAAAAUAUUUACAUUAAUACAUUUUAUUUAAUACAAGGCAUCCUGAAAACAUUGUUACUCUUUUCUUGAAGUUACCUGUUGUAUGAAUGAGGAAGAAAUUCAUGCUAUCAUAAAAUCAAUGUAUAUUUUCCCCAUAAAUUCUGGCAAAUAUACAAAUCACAAUAGCAAAUUACUUGUAUUACAUCGUAAUUUCCCAGAGUUCUAAUAUAAAUUAAUUCACCCAAGAAAAAUAUGGCUUGUAAUUAUAUUGCAAAACAUAGUUCAAUAUUAAAACUAAGAUAUUGAUAAAAAUUAAGCUGUUAUAGUAGGGUAUCUUUCAAAAUGUAUGAUUUUUUUAAACUAAAAUAAUUGUCUGAAUGUUAAAAGAGUUCAAGUUAACAACAAAAAAUGAAAAUACUCAAAACAUAACACUGAAAAUAUCAUUAGCCCCGUUUAAAUCUUUGUAGACCGCUAGCACACAACAACUGCAGAGUACCUUUUUGCCACCAGGCCAUUAGCCUUUGCAGAAAAAUGUAGGUCAUUGCCUGUGUCAUGGCCCAACCAGUCUACCUAGCAGCUCAACACCUGUUAGUGGAUGGUAAGGGAAGUCCCCUGGCAGUUUGUCGUCUGCACUCUCUCCAUUCACAUCACUGGUGAGUUCACUCUCCUGCAAUUGAACUAGAAGAAGUGGUCAUUGUUUUGAUAAUGUCAUCCUAGCAUUUUGUAGUAUUUGCAAAAGGAAAUGUGGAUAAAAGUCAAAAUAUGAGAGGAUUGAAAAAUUUUGAUUUGAAUGUCUAGUUGUUGUUUUUUUUCCCUACAGCAUGAAGAUAAACAGUUAAAAUUACAAGAUGAAUUCACCAUCUCUAAAAAAAUGUUACAAAUUGCUAAUUCUGAAGAUUGCUAGCACUUCUAACUUUGUAUGAAUUUCCUCCACAGAACAGGUUUCUAGAGGGAGUAGUGGGAGUAAAGUAACACCAGUACUUUCACUGAAGCCAACAAGAAAAGAAAUAACAAAACACAAGGUGGAUAUACACACAAACAAAAGUGUUCAGUCUGUGCUCAGUUACGCUGAAGAGAGUAUCUGAUUAAUUUCUAACAUCAUAGUGAUUUUAGGUGAUUUUCAUACAUUUUAAUUAUUAUAAUACAAUAACUAGCACACUUUGAAGAUUCAUUUCAUGCAAUGACAACUAUUCAUCACAAUGCUCACCAGACAACUCCAUGCAAUUGCUUCCAUCAAAAGAUUAAUCACAUCAUUUGAAGCAAAGUAGGCUAAACAGGAAACAACCAAUUAGUCGUAAGACAUGCCAAGCUGUCCUCACAAAAAAUGGACUUGCAACCACAGUUUAGAGGAAUCCAUGGUUUACAAAGCAUCUAGAAUUGAGAUUGCACUAUGAGAAUAUUUUGCUUAGUAAUUGAAAACUAGGAAUUCUGUUUUUUCCAGUUUAUUGUUCAUGUGAGAAGAAACAAAUAGAAAUAUUUUCACAUUUUAACACCACCUAAUAGGAAUUAAAAGUGAUAAUCUAAAUUAUUAAAAGUGAGUUGUAUCUUGUUGCAGUGACGUUUGACAAUGGUUUUUGAUGAUGUAUUUCCCUAUCUUGGAGAUUUUGGAAGAUACCAAAAACGAAUUUAUUUUCUACUAUGCUUACCUGGUAUUCCAGUUGCAUUUCACAAGUUGGUCAAUGUAUUUAUUCAAGCAUCUGCUAGUCACAGGUGUCGUCUCCCCUUCGAGGCAGAGAACGCUACUUACCACCUUCCGGCACACAUCCUCAACUUAUCUUACCCGAGAGACCCGGGAGGAGAGAACAAAUGGUCAUCUUGCGAGAGGCUCGACACUAAUUUCAGUGCUGAAUACUGGGACAUAGGAAAGCCCGCCAACUCGAGCCAGUUAUGCGAUGAAUGGGUGUUCGACACUUCCCUAUAUCAUAGCAGCGCCGUAACUGAGUGGAAUCUUGUCUGCGACCGAGCAUGGCUCAAAGCCACAGCGGAUGCAAUAUUCAUGCUCGGAGACUUAUUGGGAUCCCUGGUUUUCGGGGACUUGUCAGACAGGUUUGGACGCAAGCCCAUUUUCUUCUUCUCGCUCGUCCUUCAAGUGGUGACGGGCCUGCUCACGGCGCUGGCACCGAACUACGUUAGCUUCAUGAUUGCGCGGAUGAUAGUCGGCGCCACCACCGCCGGCAUCUUCCUCGUCGCUUACGUCAUCGCGAUGGAAAUGGUUGGCCCAAGUAAACGACUUGUAGCUGGAGUCAUCGUACAAGCUUUCUUCACUUUGGGAUAUAUCUUAACAGCAGCUUUUGCUUACUUCAUACGUGACUGGCGACUACUGCAGGGAGCUGUAUCGCUGCCAGGGAUCGUCUUCUUUUCCUAUUGGUGGUUUGUUCCGGAAUCACCGCGAUGGCUCAUCACAAAGGGACGCAGCGACACCGCUCGCAGCGUGCUUCACAAAGCAGCGAAAGAGAACCGCGUGACGGUGCCUGAAGACGUCCUGGACUCUGUAACCCGGAGCACUCACCUGCAGGACCCGGAAAAGAAGGCUUUGGAAGGCGGCUCUAUGCUGGACCUCGUGCGCACGCCCAACUUGCGUCAGAAAUCUUUGGUGGUGUUCUUCAUUUGAUGUCUUCUGGUUGACAAUAACUCUAGUUAUGACCGGAAAGAUGGCCAUUACCGCCUCCUUUGCCACUAUAUACGUCUUCUCUGCCGAACUCUUCCCCACUGUCAUUCGUAAUGUAGGUAUCGGCGCAAGUUCUACGUGUGCACGUGUUGGAGGCAUGAGCGCUCCCUACAUCAAUCUGUUGCAUACCUGGUAGAUAUGGGUUAUGAGGAUAUUUUUCAAUACUUAGGAUCCUAUGGCCCCUAUCAGAAACGUAUUCAUAUAUUACUCUGCCUACCAAGUAUUUUAGUGGCAUUCCACAGACUGGUUGGGGUGUUUCUUUUAGCAGUUCCUUCUCACAGGUGCCUCUUGUCAUGUGAUUGUGAGACUGGAUUAUACAACCUAGCCCCUGAAAUUAUUAAUAUGACAAUUCCUUGGGAUUCAAAGGACAAGGAAUGGUCUUCUUGUGAAAGAUUAGAUACUAAUUUUACUUUUGACUACUUUGAAACUGGUAUACCUGCUAGUGGCAAAAAAAAAUGUGAAUCUUGGGUAUAUGAUGAUACAACAUACACAAGUAGUAUUGUUACAGAGAACAAUCUGGUAUGUGAUCGUAAGUGGUUAGUUCCAACAGGACAAUCAGUAUUUAUGUUGGGUGAUCUCUUAGGUUCUUUAGUGUUUGGUACAUUAUCAGACAAGUAUGGUCGCAAGAUAACAUUUAUCUUAGCACUCACCUUACAAGUGGUAUUUGGAUUAAUGUUAGCUUUCUUAAAUGAUAUUAUCUCAUUUUUGAUAUUGAGAAUAUUAAUUGGUAUGGCAACUGCAGGAGUGUUUAAUUCUUCAUAUGUAAUUGGGAUUGAACUAGUGGGUCCAAAAAAGAGAAUUUUGGCUGGAGUUGCUGUGGAAUUUUUCUGGUGUAUAGGAUAUGUUAUUUUGGCUGGACUAGCUUAUUGUUUCCGUGAUUGGCAGACUCUACAAAUUAUAACCACUGUUCCUGGAGUUAUUUUCUUAUGUUAUUGGUGGUUUAUACCAGAGUCGGCUCGUUGGCUAAUGGCAGAGGGUCGCUCAGAAGAAGCAAAGGUAAUUUUACAACAUGCAGCAAAAGUGAAUAAGGUUACGCUUCCAGACGAUGUCAUAAAUAGAGCAAUGAAAUCAGAUCAAAUGGAGCAACAAGAAUCUCUAAGCAUCCUGCAUAUCCUUAAGCAUCGCAACCUACGUUUAAGAUCCCUAAAUAUAUUUUUUAACUGGUUUGCAGUUUGUUCGGUGUUCUAUGGUCUCUCUUUAAACACUUCGAACCUGGGAGGGAAUGAUUACGUAAACUUUUUAUUGUCUGGUUUAGUUGAAAUUCCAUCAUACAUAGUCCUAAUGCUCACUCUCAAUCGCCUUGGAAGAGUCCCAGUGCUUGGCAGCUCUGUGUUAUUAGGAAGUUUGACAAUGUUUGUAAUCGCUGCAGCUCCCGAAGAUAUGAGCUGGUUAACAGUAACAGCAGCAAUGAUCGGAAAAUUUGCAGUUUCCUGUUCAUUUGCCACAGAUUUUAUCUUCACUCUUGAAAUGUUUCCAACAGUGAUAAGAACAGCAGCAGUUGGAGCUGGGGCAACCUGUGCUCGUUUUGGAAGUCUCAUUUCUCCAUACAUCAAUAUGUUGGACAUGUAUUGGAAGCCCCUUCCUUCUAUCAUAUUUGGGAUGUUUUUACUUGUAGCGGGUCUUACGGCAUUUCUUCUACCUGAAACUUUAAAUAAAGAUCUCCCUGACACAAUGGGUGAUGGAGAAAAGUUAGGUAUUGUCAACAAAUCAUUUCAAGAAUCAACAACACAGCCAGAAGUACUACCAAAUAAUAACUAACAUUACUGUUUGACAUCUAUGUUACCAAUAUUUACAUUUGUCAAAAAUGCAGUACAUUAAAAGUGGUUCCUCUUUAUGUGUAUAUUUUAGGUGUAUAACAUUCCUUGGAAAAUACUUAUUCGCAACUACAUUAGGAAAGCAAUAUCUACAUUUGUACAUUUAUUUUAUUGAAACUAUUGGGGACGUGCGGCAUACGACGCUUUGCCUCCUCUUAGAGCUAUUACUCAACAAUUACCCAGAUUUGAAAAAAUGCAUGGCAUCAUUUGAAGAUUUACAUUUGAAUAACUUUAUGUAGAAAACAUUGAAGCCAAAAGAAUCAAUACGGUUGAAAAAUAGCUUGAAAAUUUGAGACAUACCUUAUAAUUUCGAGGAGCAAGGAUGCACUUAGAUGUGUGGAAUAUGGCUGUAGGAAAGUUCUACAUAUUGCCUAAUCGGAAAAUGUUUAAAAUGUUGCUUCAUUGUUCCAAACAGUGUUUCAUGUCGUUCAGUGUUAUGUCAAAGGCGAAUGAAAUAAGGGAGGUUUACACAUUCUUGAACAAUACAAUCACUAUUCACUGUGUGUAUUCCAAGAGAGCAACUGAAGAUGUAAUGUAAUUUUUUUAUUGGCCAUAAUAUGUGCAUGUAUACUAUAGGAAAAUGUGACAAAUAAAUCAUAUUCAUUAGUCUUUAAACACGUAAUGAAGCACAUAUUCGUGUAAUCAGUGAGUUUUUGUGAAAUGACACAUCUGUCAGAAGAUUGCUAGACAUUGCGUGUAAGUACACUCCCUAUCGUUGAAUUUAAAAACGCUCUUCGAACUUAAGAAAUUGCUAUAGGUUCUCUAACAAUCUUUCACUCACAUGUUUCCUAGAAGAAACUAGUGGUGCUACAACAGCACGUACUUUCUCACCCGUAUUUUAACGCAAAAUUAUCCGA